AUGAAUCAACCGGGGCACAUUGACAAAGCCAUGAAGAAACAAAGUUCUGAAGAAAUAAAGAAGAAUAUUACUCGAGUGAAAACCUCAAUAGAUGAUGUCCGUUAUUUGGCAUUGCAAGGGGUUGCUUUUAGAGGUCGGGAUGAGACUGCUGAUUCAAAGAAUCCAGGGAACUUUAUUCAGUUGCUCAAGUACACACGUUUUUAUAGUGAAGAAGUAAAUAGUGUGGUGUUGGAGAAUGCUCCAAAGAAUGCAAAGUACACAUCUCAUGAGGUUCAAAAGCAAAUCUUGCAUGUUUUAGCCAAGAAAAUCAGGAAGCAAAUUUUUGAAGACAUUGGAGAUUCUAAAUUUUCAAUCAUUGUGGAUGAAGCAAGUGAUGAAAGCAGACAUGAACAAAUGGCCAUCAUUCUUCGUUUUGUUGAUGUUAAAGGACUUAUUCAAGAGCGCUUCCUCAAUCUGGUACAUGUCAAAGACACAACAUCAAAGACUUUGCACUCUGCUAUUUGCUCAACUCUUGCUUCUCAUAAGUUUUCCCUUCAGAAUCUUCGUGGACAAGGAUAUGAUGGUGCUAGUAACAUGCGUGGUGAAUGGAAGGGAUUGCAUGCACUGUUUUUGAAGGAUUUUCCCCAGGCGUAUUAUGUGCAUUGUAUGGCUCAUCGUCUUCAACUAUCUUUGGUUGCAGCAUCUAGAGAAGUGGAUAGGGUAAAUGAGUUUUUCACAAAGUUACCGAGAGUUGUGACUGCUAUUACUGGUUCCACGAGGCGCCUUGAUGAGUUAGAAGAGUUUCAAGAAGAUGAUUAUGCACAAAAGCUAGCAUCAGGUGAAAUUGAGUCAGGAAAAGGUGCCAAUCAGAUUCGGAAUGUACAAAGAGCCUGUGAUACUCGAUGGAGUUCACAUUUGAGUUCUGUGGCUAGCCUUAUCCAUUUGUAUGGUCCAAGUUGUCGUGUUUUGGAGAACAUAAGUAAUGAUUGUGCUCACUACAAAACAAGGGGGGAUGCUAGUACAGCUUUGAGAACUAUGGAAUCAUUCGAGUUCAUCUUCAUUUUGCAUAUGAUGAAGGAUAUACUAAGCACCACAGAUUUGCUUUGCAAAGCUUUGCAACGUAAGUCUCAAGACAUUGUAAAUGCAAUGAGGGCAGUGGAGACUACUACAAAGUUGCUGAACCAAAUGAGGAAUGAAGAUUGGGAUUCUUUGUUGGCAAAAGUCACAAUGUUUUGUCAAAAACAUGAUAUCAAUGUUCCUGAUCUUAGUGCUCCACAUUACGAAAGUCGACGAAGACAAGAUGGUAUCACAAAUGAGCACUUUUAUCAUUUUGAUGUGUUCAAUGCUGCUAUUGAUGUUCAGAUAGAAGAAAUACGAGCAAGGUUCGAUGACAAAGUACUUGAACUCCUGAAGCUUAGCUCGAGUUUGGAUCCUCGGGAUGGUUAUAAAGCUUUCAACAUUGGUGCUAUUUGUGAUCUUGCUGAGAAGUACUACCCUCUUGAUUUCUCAGAAAAGGACUUAGAUGACUUGAAGUUCGAAUUGAAGCAUUUUCAUGCUGAUGCUCCUACUCAUCCUAAACUCCAAAAUCUAUCAUCACUUGCUGAGUUGUGUCAUGGUUUAGCAGUGACAGGAAAGUCCAAGGAAUUUAACCUUGUUGAUAGGUUGAUUCGUCUUAUUUUGACUCUUCCGGUUUCAACUGCCACAGGAGAACGCGCAUUUUCAGCUAUGAAGAUAGUGAAGAACAGGCUGCGGAACAAGAUGAAUGAUGAUUUUCUAGCUGAUAAUUUAGUUAUCUUUAUUGAGCGAGAGAUUGCAGAAACUUUCAGUUUAGACGCUAUUUUGAGUGAUUUCAGUGAUCUUAAAGAACGUCGUGCACUGUUAAAAUACAAUUAA
Molecule: messenger RNA, 1872 nt
Organism: Linum trigynum
Lineage: Eukaryota; Viridiplantae; Streptophyta; Magnoliopsida; Malpighiales; Linaceae
Source: the annotation of a GenBank genome assembly